This is a messenger RNA of Ogataea philodendri, 1269 nucleotides long. RefSeq lists its product as uncharacterized. NCBI's taxonomy places the organism in Eukaryota, Fungi, Ascomycota, Pichiomycetes, Pichiales, Pichiaceae. Bases 1 to 1269 code for a protein of 422 amino acids. The record is from RefSeq and is a predicted model, not a curated record. The transcript has a single exon. Gene Ontology annotation, molecular function: phosphatase activity; endopolyphosphatase activity. Gene Ontology annotation, biological process: polyphosphate catabolic process. Gene Ontology annotation, cellular component: cytoplasm.
AUGGUCUCGGAAACCACUCCGUUGCAAGACGAAUACGAAUACGAUGAGGAGGAUAUCCAUCCAUUCGAGCUAAUGCUAAAGAAAACGGUCUCGAAAAAACCCGUUAUAUGGGGAUUGAGUCUGCUUAUCGGGGGUCCUUUGAUAUAUUUUCUACUGGUGUUUUUACCUAAUCUAGCGCCUCCCGCGGCUGACAUCCCGGACCUGACUAUGGUCUCGUCUCCGUCUGUUUAUCUUCAUCCAUUGAUCCCCCCAAAGGCUCAUCGGAGCGAGAUCGAACAGCAGUUGAAAGACCCAGAGUCACCUGUCAAGAUUGUUCCUGACUUUGAGAAAUGGGAGCUUCUUGACUCGAGCAGCAAGUUGUUCAAAAAGCAUUUUGACAAGUCUGACAUUGACGAAUCACUGAAACCAGUCAAAAGAAUAAUCCUGAUCGGCGAUGUUCAUGGGUCUCUGUUCGAGUUACAGAAGUUGCUCAAAAAGAUUGGAUACGACGGAGGUCACCGAGACCAAAUAUUCUUGGUUGGAGACUUCCUGGCCAAAGGAAAGAACUCAAUCGGAGUGCUGGACUACGUCAUACAAAACAGGAUUGGCUGUGUCAUCGGAAAUCACGAAUGGGAGGUACUUAAGCGGUAUGCACAGUUUCAUGGCCUGCCUGCCUUGACAGUCAACGGGACCACAACUCCCGAUUACCACGCUUCAGAGCAAUACGAUUUGGACGACCUGAUGAGAAUCGCCAAACACCUAACCCCCGAACACAUUGAAUAUUUGGCACAAUGUCCUAUUAUCCAAGAAUUGGGACCUGUCCCGAGAUUGACAAACAAAAAACAGACCAAAUAUGCACCUGUCCCUGCCGAUGGAGUUGCAGUCCACGGCGGCCUGGUGUGGAACAUCGAGGACCUGGAGGACCAAGACCCCGAAUCCGUUUUAACCAUGCGGAACCUGCUUCCUCCAGAUUGGGUAAUCCCAACAGAUAACCGGCAUGACUCCGUCGACGGCGUGAAGUCAAAAGCAUGGUCCAAAUUUUGGACCAAAUAUCAACGGGAAGUCGUUGCCAACAACACAGAUGAAGAUCCAUUUACCCUAGGAACCAAGGUAUAUUACGGACAUGACGCCAAGCGUGGGCUGGUAGCCAAGGAAUUUAGUACCGGUCUCGACUCGGGCUGUGUUUACGGAGCUCAACUGAGCGCAGAAAUCAUAUGGAGUGAAGUUAUUCAAGGCAAGUCUAAAGAUGCAAUUGUCUAUAAACGAAUGCUGAGUCAAGUGAAUUGUUGA